CGUACAAGAUUGCAAAUAGUAAUGGCUCCGCCCACAUACAAGUUGGUUGCUUUUUGUACUAUUGAAGUUUAAAACGACGUUCUGUGAUCAACACAUUACAUUAAAAUUGACAGCAAUCGUAUAAGUUUAGUCUUGCUUACAGCAGUCCUGGUUUAAAAUGUAACCAUCGACGCUAUAAUAAAGGCGGAACGAAUCGAUUUUCAUAACAAACAAGGGCAUCACAAGACAGAAAAGCCCAUGUGACAUGACGACGCAAAAGCCAACACGGAAGUCACCAGUAAGCAGCUGGAACACGCAGUGAGACUGUACUUGACACGGCGGUUUGUCGAGCACGGAAGGACGUUGUCGUUUUGAGCAUGUUAUGGAUUGUAAAUGUGUGACUGGUGGAUAGAUGAGAAGAUGGUUCACGUGUACAACUGCCACCCGUUUGCAUCCCAGCAGAUUGUGCCCACAGACCAGGAGCCCGGGUUGUUCUGCUGCGGAGGCGAUGCUCUGUUCGUGGUGUCUGCGGGAGGGUGUAGAAUCGAGGUGUUUCAGCUGCAGGAAGAGGAAGAAUGCACACUUCUUUGCAGAUUUGCAACGAUGGGGAAAGUGCUGAGCAUCGCCCACAGUGGAAUAGGGGACUAUCUUGUUACAAUCGAAGAGAAGAGCAAAGCCACUUAUUUACGGGCCUACACAAACUGGAGGUACCAGGCUGUAGAAAAAACAAGGGUGGCUGUCCGCAUGCUGGGGCACUUUCUGAGUGGCUCAUCCUUUCGAGUAGCCCCCAAAGAGCAGAUGGAAAUCAUUGAGAUUCCCCUCUACGACCCUCCCCUGUGCUUUUCAUGCUGUCCUGUCACAGGUCAUCUUCUCGUGGGCUGCAGAAAGAGCUUGGUUGUCUUCAGCCUAAAGAAACAGGAUCUGAACGAUCCGCUGUCUGUUCUCGAUUUUGAGCGGUCCCUAAUUAUGCAUGUGCCGGGCUGGACUCCCUCACAGGUCUGUUUCUGUGACGGUUACGUGGCUAUACAGAUGGAACUGGAAAUUUUAGUAGUAAAACUGGAACACUUUCAUCAACAGCCUACAAAUGACAAUGUUCCUGUGCCCAAGGAUAUUAAUACUUCCAUAGAUAUUGAAGAGAAAGGUAUCUACCAUUAUCAUUCAGGUCUGAUGAGAGAAGCGGCCCAGACUGACAUCUCCCAACUGGAGCAGGAUGAUUUCUAUGUCUGUCAGAAAAACCAGGAGCUGCUAGGAGAGGAGGCACGGGAAUGUGGAGUGUCGGUCACACUGGAGCGGACAGGCAUGGAACUUGAGGCUGGAGACAUUGAAGUGUCGUACGUUCUGUACAGACGUUUUGCUCCUGAUUUUUUUCAGGGUCAUACUGUAGAGGAGACACAUUUACAUUCUCUUCAGUUGCUGCCCAUUUUUACUGUAACCAGCAGCCAGGAUCUUUCCUGUGAAAAGAAAGAGGGAGAGCCUCUGAGCAUGUUCUGUUUUAUCUCGCUGCCAAACACUGGCUACCUGUACAGCAUCAGAAACGGUGUGGAGCUGACCUCCACUUACCAGUAUCCAGAAAAGGCACAGCAGGCCGUGCUUAGCAAUCAGUUCCUGCAUGUCAUCACCAGAAACGCCUUGCAGUGCUUUACAGCGAGGUGCAGCGCAGUAGCAGCCCGCACUGAGGAUCCCUACAUUGACACAACCAUGAAGGCCUGCCCUCCCUUUACAAUGGACGUUUGUGCGCUCCGGAUACAGCUGUUCAUUGGACUGAAAGCCCUGUGCCACUUUAAAAACCACGUUGUCCUGCUCACUAAAGCUGCUGUUGAUGGCGAUGGAGAGAGUGGAAGGGGGCCAAAAAAGGCACAGUCUAGAAAGUCAACCAGUACAAAGCAAAAGGUGUCUGAAAGUGGCCACGGAUGGAAUCUGUAUAUUGUGAAUACUGUUUCAACACUUCACCUCUACAGUGAAAUGGUGGAGUACAGUAAGAAGUACGAGACCAACAGCCCCCAAGCUCAGAGCUGUAUCCAUCUCCUGAGUGAGGCCCACCUGCUCCUGAGGGCGGCUCUCCUGGACCCUGCAGUGAGAGAUCCAGCACGAGGGGAGCUAGAGGCAGCGUUCAAGGAGAGCUGUGCUCAGCUCGGAGACUGUUACAGCAGGUUUGAUAAAAGAGAUUUUCAUCUUGCCCUUCCCUACUACAAGAUGUCUGGUCUGUCAGUGACGGAAGUCAUUGAGAGAAAUGUUACGUUUUCACAGAAAUCCCAAAGCUUUGGAAAAGGAUUUCUGUUUUUUUUGAAGCACUCCCUUUAUGAGGAGUCAAGCGAAGAACUAAGUGAAGAGACCGCAGGACAAGUUUUGCACAUCUUCAGCACAGCAGAACCCAGCCAGCUGCCCCAUGUUGUAUGCAGUCCAUGCAUGCUUCAUGCAAACCAUGCUACUGCGUUUGCCAGUCUGGAGAAGCUGGAGUCAACGUUACCCUCUGUGGUCGUUACACUGACCAAAGCGGCCAUUGCACUGAAAAUGGAGAACCUGCAACAGUACAAAACAGAAAUGGGGUGCCAUACAGAGAUGCUGCAAGUCUAUGGUUUCAUUGAAGAGCCAAAGCUGCUGCUGCUGAAUCGUGAAGGUAAAUCCAUUGAACCCACUUCGCUGGCACACCAUCUGAAAGAGACGCAGGAGGGGCUGCUGGUGGCUUCGGCAGUAGCACUGCAUGAAAAUAACAAAAUGACGCUGGAGGAGGCAGAUACAUUCUUCAAGGAGCUCUCCAGAGAGACUGGGGAUGAGAAAGCUGGCCCUCAGCUGUUAGUUGAUUUUUGGGAAGCACUCUUAGUGGCUUCUACCCAGGAAGCAAUAAUCCAGGAGCUCCUGUUUAAACUGUCAACAGUGUAUAUUGAUCGAAUAUCCACUAAAGAGAACUCUGGCAUAAAGCCACUAAAAACAGCAGAAGAUCUGAUCAAUUCUUGCUCUCACUAUGGAUUGAUUUUCCCAUGGGUGAGUGUUAUAACCCCGUCUGUUUUUAACAUGGAUCGCCAUUACCAGGAAGACUUGCAAAAAUUACAGUCUUUGUUAAGCGGUCCCUCUCUUGAUCCAUCAUCAAUAUUUCCUUUACUGGAGCAACUGUCUGAUAACGAGAGCCCUGGGCUCAGUAUACAUGUUCUCUGUGCCACAAAACUGGGAGACCAUGAGAGCUGCAUUGACAAGCUACUGGAGAGAUGCCCACAAGCCAUUAUACCAUAUGCAAACCAUGAGCUUCAGCGUGAAAAACAGCCUCUUUGGUGGCAGAAGGUUUUGCCUGAACUUUGUAAAAAAACUAAAUAUGAGGGGGAUGAAAGCAACACUUUCUUGUCUUCACUGAAAGAAACAUUAUUGGUUGUUGCCAUGGAGCUGGACCCCCUGGAGUUCCUGAAUUUGAUACCAGAUGAUGGAACAGCAGCAUUUUUUGUGCCUUAUGUGCUUGAAUGCAGUCAGAAGAAUUUGGUGACGUGAAGAAAACUGCCCGCUAUUGAAACAAUUGUUUGUAACACCAAAACAAAAAAAGCACUACAGCAAGGUUCAUAUAAUAGCUAAAUGAACCGUACAAGCAUUCACUGGUAUUGACCCGGGAUAAAUUCACUCCAUGGCUGUACAUCUAGGGAGUCCAUCCCUUCAGUUCAUAGAGUGCUGCUGAUUAACAUUGAUUUCUUGCUGCUACACCCAAGUUCUGUAAUCAAUAUAUCAUAAUU
Polyodon spathula (Mississippi paddlefish) is the source of this 3692-nucleotide messenger RNA. It is a transcript of the gene hps3, whose product is annotated as HPS3 biogenesis of lysosomal organelles complex 2 subunit 1. The transcript has 17 exons. Gene Ontology annotation, cellular component: cytoplasm. The record is from RefSeq and is a predicted model, not a curated record. NCBI's taxonomy places the organism in Eukaryota, Metazoa, Chordata, Actinopteri, Acipenseriformes, Polyodontidae. Gene Ontology annotation, biological process: organelle organization. The coding region runs from base 373 to 3456 and encodes 1027 amino acids.